Molecule: messenger RNA, 3963 nt
Organism: Colletotrichum spaethianum
Lineage: Eukaryota; Fungi; Ascomycota; Sordariomycetes; Glomerellales; Glomerellaceae
Product: clustered mitochondria protein
Exons: 2
Coding region: 1-3963 (1320 amino acids)
Biological process (GO): intracellular distribution of mitochondria
Cellular component (GO): cytoplasm
Molecular function (GO): protein binding; mRNA binding
Source: RefSeq, a predicted model, not a curated record
AUGCCGCAAAGGAGCCUGCGCCUCCUGCCGAGACUCAGGUCGAGCCUCAUGCUGAGGGUAACGAGGUUGACCAGGGCCUGGAAGGUGACUGAGACCAUCUCCUACCUGGUGCUCGGGACACUGACAUUGCAUAUAGCUUUGAUUACCCUUACUAUCAAGCUUCCUCACGAGCCCGGUCAAAUGCAGAUUACGGUCUCGCCUCAAGAACAGAUCCACGAAGUCCGACAGUCCAUCAUCGACCUACCUGUGGCGUUCCAGUACACUUGUUUCCACCUGGAGCACCAUGGCGAGCGUAUUAAUGACUUCCUUCCUAUUUCCGAAAUCGAGGGUCUCACCGAGGACCCUGAGGUCAAGCUGGUCGAAGACCCUUACACCGAGAAGGAGGCCCGCAUACACCUUGUUAGGAUUAGGGAGCUGAUUGGCGCCGCGGGAGACCGUACCGAUGCAGUCCAGGGUAUUCUGCCUGGCCUGUCCCUCCUUGACACUGUCGCGCCGCCGCCUGAAGAGCAGACCAACGGAGAGCUGCCGCAAGCUGCCAACGAAACAAAGGAGGACUACACCUUUGAUGCUCCUGUCCCUGUCUCGACCUUGCUGCCUCCCGUUGAGGAAGAUGAGGCCCCUAAGACGAUCAAGUCCAUUUCCCUCUCUGCUUGGAACCCGCCGCCUGUCCACCUUAAGCAAAGGGGGCACCUGCUGUACCUUGUGGCCACGACCAACGAGGGCGAGCAGCAUCAGAUCACCGCCCACGUUGGUGGCUUCUUCGUCAACAAGUCGUCCAACGCCAAGUUUGACCCUUUCCCUCGGCCAGCCCCUAAAGGUGCUUCGGCCCACUCCCUGCUCGGCCUCCUUGAGCUACUCUCGCCCUCCUUCUCGGCUUCAUUCGUCAAGUUGCAGGACUACAACAACCGCAAGGACCCUCUUGCGACCUUCCAAAUCACGAACGCGAUACCCGCUGCGCCAUGGAUUGUGCCGUCUUCAUCCUCUCCCCUAUGUGCCCACAGCCCUGAUUCGACACGGUCUCAGGAGACGUAUCUUAUUGCUGGCGCUGACAACACUGACACUCUGCGAGACUGGAAUGAAGAAUUUCAAUCUGCGAGAGAGCUUCCCAAGGAUACGGUCCAGGACCGUGUUUUCCGCGAGCGCCUAAUGUCUAAGCUCUUUGCCGACUACAACGAUGCAGCCACUCGCGGUGCCGUUCUCGUUGCUCGCGGUGAGAUCCCUCCCCUGAACCCUACGGAGUGCAAGGACGCCCAAAUCUUCGUGUACAACAACGUCUUCUUUUCCUUCGGCGCCGACGGGGUUGGUACCUUCACAUCCGAGGGAGGCGACGAGGCUGCUCGGGUUGCUACCGGCAAGGAUGUCGCUGGCGUUAGGUUGGUUAAUCAGCUUGAUAUCGACGGCCUCUUCACCCCUGCCACAGUUGUGGUCGACUACCUCGGCAAGCGCAUUGUUGGACAGAGCAUUGUGCCGGGCAUCUUCAAGCAAAGAGAGCCAGGCGAGAACCAGAUUGACUACGGUGCUGUCGACGGUAAGGAGGUGGUGGCCUCGGAUGAGCGGUUUGCCUCUGUUUUUGCGAAGCUGUCGCAGGCCCUAAAGGUCAAGAAGCAUGCUGUCUGGGACAAGGAUGGAAAGCGCGUUGACCUGGAGGCCAGCGUCGAGACCAAGGGUCUGAUGGGAACCGAUGCAAGGAAAUAUGUCCUCGACUUGUACCGCGUGACGCCUUUGGACAUUGAUUGGUUGGAGGAAGAAGGCGAGGCAGAAUAUCCUCAUCGGAUGGCUGUUCUCCGCCCCGAGCUGAUCGAUUCAUACGGAAGAAAGAAGAUGAAGGCUUGGGUUGACGAGGAGUUGGCUCGGCGUGGCCAGACCGCCAAGGAUGUGCCCAAGGAGGAAACACCGGCUGAACCCAAGCAGCUCAAGCAGAGUUCGGCUAAGGACGAGGAGAGCGACGACAGUGAUGACAGCGACGACAGCGAAGAGAGCGAGAGCGAGAGCGAAAGUGAGAGUGAGAACGAGGCGGAGCCAAGCAAAAAGGCUAUCAAGGCAGAGAAGUCCAAGGAAGUGAAGGGCACGGAGGCAUCGAAAGAGUCCAAGGAGUCUAAGGACCACAUCGACCUUUCCAAGUUUUCGUUCUCCCUCAACCCUGAUGUCUUCAGCGGGCAGACUCCCCAGACUGACGCCGAGAAGGCUGAAAUGAAGCAAGAUGAGGAGGAUGUCCGCCUCGCAUCCAAGUACCUUCGUGAGCAGGUCAUUCCUGACCUCGUUCGCGAGCUCACCGACUGCGACAUUAGCUUCCCCAUGGACGGUCAGUCCCUCGGCCGCCUCCUGCACAAGAGAGGUAUCAACAUUAGAUACACUGGCAAGGUGGCAGCGCUUGCCGAAGAUCCGCGCUUGCAGUGUCUGAAGGACAUUUGUGUCCAAGACAUGGUUGCUCGAUCUUUCAAGCACGUUGCCGCGAACUACCUCCGUCACUUGCCGGCGCCUUUCAGUUCGCCGUGCAUCUCUCACCUUCUCAACUGUCUCUUAGGUUACAAGCUGAACCCUAAGCCCACUGCGGAGAUUGACUCCGACCUCAAGUCGCUGUACUCUGAUGCGGACCUGUCAUUUCAGCAGGUGACUCCCGAGUCUCUUCGAGCCAGCAUCGCAGAGGAGGCCCUGAAGCGAUUCAGAUACAAGCUGGACUCAGAGUGGCACACCAAGGUCAAACAUUUGCAACUGCUUCGCGAGAUUUCCCUGAAGCUUGGUUUCCAGUUGCAGGCCAAGGAGUACAACUUCACUGAUAAGCCGGUUGCGCAGGCAACCCCUGCUGUUGCUCCUGCCACCAAUGGUACGCCCGCCAUUAACGGACAGGGCAACGGAGAAGGCAACAAGAAGAAGAAGAACAAGAAAGCGGCGGCCAAGGACGCAUCUCCGGUGUCCUCGACCCCACCGCCUCCCGCAACCACCUUCACUUCGGACGAUAUUGUCAAUGUCGUUCCUAUUGUGAAGCACUCCUGCCCUCGCAGUGCCCUCGCUGAGGAGGCCUUGGAGGCCGGUCGCAUCUCCAUCAUGCAAAACCAGCGUAAGCUCGGCCAGGAGCUUCUUCUCGAGUCGCUGUCUCUGCACGAGCAGAUCUACGGAAUACUCCACCCCGAGGUUGCGCGUGUGUACAACACUCUAUCCAUGCUGUAUUACCAGCUGGACGAGAAGGAAGCUGCCGUCGAGCUCGCCAGAAAGGCCAUUGUUGUUUCAGAGAGGACCGUCGGUGUUGACUCUGCCGAAACCCUGCUUAACUAUCUCAACCUUAGCUUGUUCCUUCACCAGGCCGGUGAUAGCACCGGUGCCCUGACCUUUGCCAAGCACGCGCUGAAGCUGUGGAAGAUCAUAUACGGUGCUGACCAUCCCGACUCCAUUACCACCAUUAACAACGGUGCUGUGAUGCUCCAGCAUCUCAAGGCCUACCACGAGUCCCGCCUGUGGUUUGAGGAGUCUCUCCGCAUCUGCGAGACCGUCUUCGGCAAGAACUCCAUCAACGCCGCCACCCUCCUCUUCCAACUCGCACAGGCCCUGGCUUUGGACCAGGACUCCAAGGGCGCCGUCAACCGCAUGCGCGAAUCGUACAAUAUCUUUCUCAGCGAGCUUGGACCAGAGGACAAGAAUACCAAGGAGGCAGAGAGUUGGCUGGAGCAGCUGACGCAGAACGCCGUAUCCAUUGCCAAGCACGCAAAGGACGCUCAGGCAAGGCGUCUGCGCGCCGGCAUCCGCUUUACGCCCAAGGGUGCGCCUUACCAGGCCUCCUCCACCGCCCCGAGCGUGUCGAGCGGACCGGCUAAUGUCGGCCCGCAGCUGGGCGGAUCAUCGCAGAUGGACUCGCGUAGCAUCGACGAGUUGAUCAAGUUUAUUGAGGGCACCGAUCAACAAAGCAAGACCUCAAAGGGAAGGCCGAGCAGAGGCAACCCCAAGAGGAGGGGCAAGUCUUCCAAGUAA